AUGCCCUCGCUUGACUUGACACGGGACUGGCUGAAGAAUGUGCUCCAGCCAUACCCAUCUCGGGAUCGUAUCCAGACCGAGGUCUUGGACGUGUUGCAGCAGCGUAGGACAUUGGCUGUGAAGACGGAUGCGUUUACGUUUGAUAAUGGUCAGACUGCCUUGUUGCUGCUCUUGCAUGGGACGUUGCCGAUACAUUAUCGAGGAGCGACGUAUCACAUCCCCAUACACCUCUGGAUCCCACUUGAGUAUCCUCGUUCCCCUCCAUUGGCUUUUGUGGUACCUACGAAAGAUAUGGGUGUCCGGAAAGGAAGGGAGGUAGAUCCAAGUGGUCGAAUACGGGAGGAAGUGGUGAAUGAGUGGUGGUCGAGGUCGGACAAGGGGAUAGAGACGCUUUUGCAGCAGCUGAUAGGCGUGUUUUCGAUCACUCCGCCGGUCUUUGCUCGACCCCCAGGAACUCAGCCAGUAAGACAUGCGACAAGCUCGUCAUCUCCCCCACCGCCGCCCGCCAGACCCGAUAGCUUGCCACAGUAUGCGUCUCACUUGCAUUCACAUAGGCAGGAAUCUCCUCCAGUCCCCGAUCGACCACGACAGGCGUCAGCCUUCCACACUACGCCCGCUAGUCCCUCGGCACAGUGGCAUCCCGCUGUGUCCUCCAGUCAAGCUCCUCCGGUGAACCGCCCACAGCACCCCGUACAUCCGGCUCGGCCGACACAGGACCUACUCUCCUCAGCCGACGACAUUUCUAUCGCCGCACCCGCACCACCGUCCAAACCACCACCUCCAUCUCUGCUCCAUCUUCACGCCAUCCUCCUGCCCCAUCUCAAUGCCUCGCUACCUGUUCUGGUCCACUCGCUUCAGACCAAUCGUCAGCAUCUGCUUGACCGUCGGGAAGAUUUGACCUCUGGUGAACCGGCCAUCCGAGACGAAAUGGCUCGAUUGGAAGCUGUCAAAAAGGUCUGCGACUCGGUGGGCCGCAAGAUGGACAAUGUCGUGGCUCAAGGGGAGACACGCGUCGCCGAGCUCGAGAGCAGAGGCGAGAUCAGUGUGGACGAGGUGGUGUGUGGCAUAUCGAUAGUGCACAACCAAUUGAUCGACCUCGUCGCGGAGGACAAUGCUAUUGAGGAUACGAUUUUCCAUAUGACUCGUGCGCUUGACGCAGAGCGAAUCGAUAUUGACCGAUUUGUCAAGUCGGUUCGGUCGCUGGCCCGCGAGCAAUAUAUGAAACGUGCACUCAUCGAACGCAUAUUGGGCAACAUGGGUCAAUCCUGGUGA
Messenger RNA from Kockovaella imperatae, 1272 nucleotides. Its product is annotated as UEV domain-domain-containing protein. The transcript has 5 exons. The record is from RefSeq and is a predicted model, not a curated record. Gene Ontology annotation, cellular component: ESCRT I complex. Gene Ontology annotation, molecular function: ubiquitin binding. The coding region runs from base 1 to 1272 and encodes 423 amino acids. NCBI's taxonomy places the organism in Eukaryota, Fungi, Basidiomycota, Tremellomycetes, Tremellales, Cuniculitremaceae. Gene Ontology annotation, biological process: endosome to lysosome transport; protein transport; protein modification process.